UCCUCGAGGGCGGAGAGAGGUGGCAUUUGAGUCCUCCGGUAUCCCAGCAGGCAGUGCAACCCAGAGACGCUGACAAAGGAGCGGAGGAGCAGUCGCAGCUGCUUUCCGAGGAGCCGGUGUUGCCGAGGGGGCUGUUAUAUUUAACUUCAUUUUCUGAAAACAUAAAACAAUUAAGACACUCCAGGAAGCUACCCCACCCCCUCAUAGCUCAAUAAAAUUGCCAAAAUGCUUUGGAGGUUUUAACUGAAUCUAAGAAAAGUCCAAAAUAGAUUUGAGACUGUAAAAACAGAAGCUGCAGCAAGGGGGACUCAGUGCCAAUGCAUCAACAAAAAAGACAACCAGAGUUAGUGGAAGGAAAUCUUCCUGUUUUUGUGUUUCCCACGGAGCUAAUAUUUUAUGCAGAUGACCAGUCAACACAUAAGCAAGUGCUGACUCUGUACAAUCCCUAUGAGUUUGCCUUAAAGUUCAAAGUUUUGUGUACUACUCCAAAUAAGUAUGUUGUCGUUGACGCUGCAGGUGCAGUAAAGCCUCAGUGUUGUGUGGAUAUUGUGAUUCGUCAUAGAGAUGUUCGAUCCUGUCACUAUGGUGUAAUAGACAAAUUUCGUCUCCAAGUUUCCGAGCAAAGCCAGAGGAAGGCUUUAGGAAGGAAAGAGGUUGUUGCUACUCUUCGCCCAUCUGCAAAAGAACAACAAAAGGAAGACGAGGAAAAAAGAAUAAAGGAACAUUUAACCGAAAGUUUAUUUUUCGAGCAGUCAUUUCAAGCAGGGUGUGUGAACUCACUGGAGAGAGACAGAGAGAGGGAAGAAAGCAGGACUGUCUCCUCAGGACCUAGUUUACUAACUGUCUUCCUGGGAGUGGUGUGCAUCGCAGCCCUGAUGCUGCCUACGCUGGGGGAUGUGGAAUCGCUGGUGCCUCUCUACCUCCACUUAAGUGUGAAUCAAAAAUUAGUCGCUGCUUAUAUCUUAGGUCUUAUCACAAUGGCUAUACUUAGAACAUGAACAAAGAUUGCAAUUGACUUCCGAAGUAAAUUUAUCUUGAAAAUAUGAA
Tupaia belangeri chinensis (Chinese tree shrew) is the source of this 1047-nucleotide messenger RNA. RefSeq names its product motile sperm domain containing 1 (gene MOSPD1). The transcript has 8 exons. The record is from RefSeq and is a predicted model, not a curated record. NCBI's taxonomy places the organism in Eukaryota, Metazoa, Chordata, Mammalia, Scandentia, Tupaiidae. Gene Ontology annotation, cellular component: cytoplasm. Bases 318 to 998 code for a protein of 226 amino acids.